Messenger RNA from Adineta steineri, 1164 nucleotides. NCBI's taxonomy places the organism in Eukaryota, Metazoa, Rotifera, Eurotatoria, Adinetida, Adinetidae. The record is from the annotation of a GenBank genome assembly.
AUGAAACAGCGAUUUGAAAUUGCACCAUUAAUAGUAGAAUCAGAAAAUCUAACGAAGGUGCAACUAAAUAAGCUUAUCAAAGAUCAUCUACCAGAAGUAAAAAUAUCAAAUAUACAGCAAAGCAGACAAAAAUCAUUUACAUUAUACUCAAUUGAUGUAAAAUCAUUUAAUUGCUUACUGAAUGAUCUCACCGCUAUUAUUCAAACAAAUACAAAUCAACAAGUAGUAAUUUAUAUUCCAAAAUCCAUACAAAGAAUAUUAGAUAACAAUAAAGAAGCAUAUGUAAAACAAAUAGAUCUAGAAAUAACAGAAGAUGAAAUCAAGCAAGUACUUGAAGAACAAGGUUAUAAAGCUGAGAAGAUUACACGUCUAGUUAAUAAAGACAAUGAACCUUUAAAAACAAUUAAAAUUACGUUUAUUAAUGCAUAUAAUAGAGAUCUCUUCGUCAAACUUGGUCUUCAAAUAGACUCAAUGCACUUCAGUGCAGAACCAGCGAAAUACAACAAUAAGCCCGCACAAUGCUUUAAAUGUUUCAAAUUUGGACACAUUGCAAAAUAUUGCAAAGCAGAAAAACAAAUAUGUUCUAGAUGUGCAGAAGAAAAUCAUACACAUAUUAAUUGUCCGAAUCUUCAGGGAAGUCCUGUAUGCAGAAAUUGUAAAGGUGGUCAUACUGCUACAUCUACCGAAUGUUCAAAAUAUAAAGAAUUCCAACAAAAAAUACAGAAAACAAUCGAUCAAUAUUCCUCAACUUCAAAAGUAGCAAGAACACCAGCACCAAAUAAUAAUUGGAAUAAUCUGGAAGAAUUUCCGCAACUCAAAUCUAUCGAUAAUAUAAAUUUAAUUGAAAAAAUUACCGAACAAAUCAUUUCAGCAGUUGAACAAGCAACUCAAAGAAUUUUUGAAACUCUGAAUAAAAAAUUUCAAACACUGGCUAACAAACUAGGAUUUGAUAUUGAAAUAGAUGCUGAAGCAGAAUUAGAAGAAACUGUACGUAUUAAAAACAAUAUAAAUAAAAAUUUAGGACAAACAUCACCACGAAAUGAAUUAUAUGAAACAAACAAUAAUCAAAAUGAAACUCCUGGAAUUGGGAUCAAACGAAAGGAUAUUUCACCAAAUAUUUUGUCCCAAAAGUCGAAAAACUUAAAUACAAAUCAAUCAUUAUAG